This is a messenger RNA of Lecanosticta acicola, 1829 nucleotides long. NCBI's taxonomy places the organism in Eukaryota, Fungi, Ascomycota, Dothideomycetes, Mycosphaerellales, Mycosphaerellaceae. The record is from the annotation of a GenBank genome assembly.
AUGCAUCUUAAAGCCUCCCGCAAAUCGUUCCGCUCCACUAGAAGCACCAUCGGCAAGGACAGCAUGGCCCAAGAAAACGAUGAAGAGAGAAAAGAAACGCCCUCCAACUCGGAAUUCCCCAGCAGCACAACUCAUUUGCAAGAUAUCAAACCAGAAGAAGAUGCCACACAGCCAGAACAACAACAACAACAACCCCUGGACGACAACUCAAUCCCAAAGAUCUACCCAACCGGCCCAGCCCUCGUCGGCAUCAUCAUAGCCUGCAGCCUCUCCAUCUUCCUCAUCGCCCUCGACACCACCAUCAUCAGCACAGCCAUCCCACAAAUCACAGACGACUUCGACUCCAUCGACGACGUAGGCUGGUACGGCUCCGGCUUCUUCAUGACCAUCGCCUCCUUCACCAGCGUCUGGGGUAAAGGAUACAAGUACUGGGGCAUGAAAUGGGUCUACAUGCUCGCCGUCUUCAUUUUCGAAGUUGGAAGUCUGCUGUGUGGUGUCGCGCCGAACAGUGCGAGUUUGAUUGCUGGGAGGGCCAUUGCCGGGGUGGGAGCUGCGGGUAAGUUCACUUGUGCACACGGGACGUGGUCGGACGCAAGGGAUGUUGGUGCUGAUGCAAUGCAUGUGCAGGUAUCUCCACGGGUUCGUUCCUCAUCGUUGGGAUCAGCGUACCUGCAGCGAAAGUACCGGCUUUCCAGGGGCUCAUUGGGGCUUCUUUCUCUAUUGCGUCUGUUGCCGGACCGCUUAUAGGUGGAGCUUUCACUUCGAAUGUCUCGUGGCGGUGGUGCUUCUACAUCAACUUACCAGUCGGAGGCCUUGCUUUUGCAAUUUUAGCAUUUGUCUUCCACACGCCUGCGCACGCAAGCCCGGUGAAGACGACUUGGAAAGAGAAGUUGCGGCAGAUUGAUCUGUUAGGUGCGAGCCUUCUGCUCUGCAGCAUCAUUUGCUUGGUCCUCUCGCUGCAGUGGGCAGGUCAGACGAAGUCGUGGUCUGAUCCAGAUGUCAUCGGGACUCUUGUUGGAUUCGCUUCGCUGCUGAUCACGUUCAUCGCCUACGAAUGGUGGAUAGGCGAGCGCGCAGCGUUGAACAUUCGAAUCCUGACACACAAGAGGAUGGGACCUAUGUUUGCCUACCAGACUUGCAUUGCUGGAACUUUCUUCGUUACUCUGUACUACCUACCACAGUACUUUCAAGUUGUGAACGGUGUCUCUCCCUCUGGAUCUGGCAUCCGGACUAUCCCUUUCGUUGCCUUGGCUUCGAUAUUCACCAUGCUGCAGGGCAUCUGGACGAGCAAGACAGGCGACUAUCAGUUUCUCAUGCUACUCGGCACAAGUCUAGUUGCUGCUACGAGUGGCCUGCUCAUUACACUACAUGAGGGAAGCAGCGUAGGCGAAUGGGUGGGAUACCAGAUCAUCGGAGGUGUGGGCUUUGGCAUAACGCUGCAGCUUGCUGUCAACGUCUGUCAGAGCGUUGCCGAUUCUGCCGAUCUUAGUUCUGCGUCGGCGAUGGCCUUGUUCUUCCAAUCUCUCGGAGGCGCUGUAUGGAUCUCCGUUGCACAGGUGGUCUUCGGCAACGAGUUGAUCAUGUCUCUAGCAGAGAAUGUCAAGGGCAUUUCUCCAAAUGCCGUCCUUGCUGCUGGCGCGACGGAGAUUAGGAAGACUUUACCUCCGGACCAGGUCGAUGCCGGGAUUGCAAGUUACAUGACUGGUUUACGAGAUGUGUUUGCACUGUGUUGUGCAUUGAGUGUGUUGGCUACCGUGGGAAGCGCGUUAUUGUUGGUGUUUGGGAGGAGGAAUCUGGCUUCGAAUUCGACCUCGAUAGCAGCGGUGUAG